Alternaria triticimaculans is the source of this 759-nucleotide messenger RNA. RefSeq lists its product as uncharacterized. Bases 1 to 759 code for a protein of 252 amino acids. The record is from RefSeq and is a predicted model, not a curated record. The transcript has a single exon. Lineage: Eukaryota; Fungi; Ascomycota; Dothideomycetes; Pleosporales; Pleosporaceae.
AUGAUCCAUCGAAACAUGAAAGCCCACGACUACAUUGUCAUUGUGAAAGAUAUCGAAAAAGGCUACGCUACCUUCAGCCAGUGGGACCAACUCAGCACAAACAUGGUCUUUGCGCUUCCAUGGCGACUUCUGCAGCAAUGUCCAGAUGGACUGAUACUAGACAAGCCCGAAACGGUAGAGAAGUUGGCCGAAAAAGAAGGGGCCUUGUCGGACUGGGACGACGACAACCGCGGCGUCCGGUGGGACGAAAAUUCAGGCUGGACGUUUAAGUCUCUAGAGAAGCCAGACGCACCUAGUACCGAAGAAGACACAUCUGAAGACUUUACUCCGCAACCGAGCCUCGCAGAUUCUGUCGAAGAGGAAGUCCUGGUAUACAUAGCGACACUACACACUUGCCGGAAGCCUUACCCGCAUGUAUGCCCAUUGGUGCUCAGGAAGGUCCCAAGGUGCCUGAGCUGCAAACGGAACACCCGUGAUCGUAUCGACGCUUUUCGGAGUCUUAGAGAGUUUACCAGAUCACGAUUUGGAAAUGGUACAUCAACUUUAAGAAAGGAGCUUUUGGUGGGCCACGUUGAAGACACCGCAGCCAGGACUAGCGAAUUCAUUAAACUGGACUCGUUCCGGCUAGCGCAUCUUUGGGAUGAGCGAUUUGACUCAAGGGCUGGAAAGUACGAUAUGACGGGCAUCAAACUGCUUGAGGAAGAGCCUGGCCAGAUAGUUGUUCGUGGUCCUCGAAGCAUAGCACAAGAAGAGUACUGA